Molecule: messenger RNA, 3060 nt
Organism: Canis lupus familiaris (dog)
Lineage: Eukaryota; Metazoa; Chordata; Mammalia; Carnivora; Canidae
Gene: IDE
Product: insulin degrading enzyme
Biological process (GO): peptide catabolic process
Cellular component (GO): mitochondrion; cytosol; peroxisomal matrix
Molecular function (GO): metal ion binding; metalloendopeptidase activity
Source: RefSeq, marked provisional
AUGCGGUACCCGCUAGCGUGGCUGCUGCACUCCGCGCGGCCCAGCACCUUCCGCUCCGUCCUCGGCGCCCGCCUGCCGCUCCCGGAGCGCCUCUGUGGUUUCCAAGAGAAGAGUUAUAGCAAAAUGAAUAAUCCAGCUAUCAAGAGACUAGGAAAUCACAUUAUCAAAUCCCCUGAAGACAAGAGAGAAUACCGUGGGCUAGAACUGGCCAAUGGUAUCAAAGUACUUCUUAUCAGUGAUCCGACCACAGAUAAGUCAUCAGCAGCACUUGAUGUACACAUAGGUUCAUUGUCAGAUCCUCCAAAUAUUGCUGGCUUAAGUCAUUUUUGUGAACAUAUGCUAUUUUUGGGAACAAAGAAAUACCCUAAAGAAAAUGAAUACAGCCAGUUUCUCAGUGAGCAUGCAGGAAGUUCAAAUGCCUUUACCAGUGGAGAACAUACCAAUUACUAUUUUGACGUUUCCCACGAACACCUAGAAGGUGCCCUAGACAGGUUUGCACAGUUUUUCCUGUGCCCCUUGUUUGAUGAGAGUUGCAAAGACAGAGAGGUGAAUGCAGUUGAUUCAGAACAUGAGAAGAAUGUGAUGAACGAUGCUUGGAGACUCUUUCAGUUGGAAAAAGCUACGGGGAAUCCCAAACACCCCUUCAGCAAAUUUGGGACAGGUAACAAAUACACUUUAGAGACUCGACCAAACCAAGAAGGCAUUGAUGUCAGGCAAGAGCUACUGAAAUUCCACUCUACUUAUUAUUCAUCCAACUUAAUGGCUAUUUGUGUGUUAGGUCGAGAAUCCUUAGACGACUUAACUAAUCUGGUGGUAAAGCUAUUUUCUGAAGUUGAGAACAAAAAUGUCCCAUUGCCAGAAUUUCCUGAACACCCUUUCCAAGAAGAACAUCUUAAACAACUUUACAAAAUAGUACCCAUUAAGGAUAUUAGGAAUCUUUAUGUGACAUUUCCCAUACCUGACCUUCAGAAAUACUACAAAUCAAAUCCUGGCCAUUAUCUUGGUCAUCUAAUUGGUCAUGAAGGUCCUGGAAGUCUGUUAUCAGAACUUAAAUCAAAGGGCUGGGUAAAUACUCUUGUUGGUGGACAGAAGGAAGGAGCCCGAGGUUUUAUGUUUUUUAUCAUUAAUGUGGACUUGACUGAGGAAGGAUUAUUACACGUUGAAGAUAUAAUUUUGCACAUGUUCCAAUACAUUCAGAAGUUACGUGCAGAAGGACCUCAAGAAUGGGUUUUCCAAGAGUGCAAGGACUUGAAUGCUGUUGCAUUUAGGUUUAAAGAUAAAGAGAGGCCACGGGGCUAUACCUCUAAGAUUGCAGGAAUAUUGCAUUAUUAUCCCCUAGAAGAAGUGCUCACAGCUGAGUAUUUGCUGGAAGAAUUUAGACCUGACUUAAUAGAGAUGGUUCUCGAUAAACUCAGACCAGAAAAUGUCCGGGUUGCAAUAGUUUCCAAGUCUUUUGAAGGAAAGACUGAUCGCACAGAAGAGUGGUAUGGAACCCAGUACAAGCAAGAAGCUGUACCAGACGAAGUCAUUAAGAAAUGGCAAAAUGCUGACCUGAAUGGGAAAUUUAAACUUCCAACGAAGAAUGAAUUUAUUCCUACAAAUUUUGAGAUUUUAUCAUUAGAAAAAGAAGCAACACCAUACCCUUCUCUUAUUAAGGAUACAGCUAUGAGCAAACUCUGGUUCAAACAAGAUGAUAAGUUUUUCUUGCCAAAGGCUUGUCUGAACUUUGAAUUUUUCAGUCGCUACAUUUAUGCUGAUCCUCUCCAUUGCAACAUGACAUACCUGUUUAUCAGGUUAUUGAAGGAUGAUUUAAAAGAGUAUACAUAUGCAGCACGCCUCUCAGGUUUGAGCUAUGGCAUUGCAUCAGGAAUGAAUGCAAUACUUCUCUCGGUGAAAGGUUACAAUGACAAGCAGCCAAUUUUGCUAAAGAAGAUCAUUGAGAAAAUGGCUACCUUUGAGAUUGAUGAAAAAAGAUUUGAAAUUAUCAAAGAGGCAUAUAUGCGAUCUCUUAACAAUUUCCGAGCUGAGCAGCCUCACCAACACGCCAUGUACUACCUCCGUUUGCUGAUGACUGAAGUGGCCUGGACUAAAGAUGAAUUAAAAGAAGCCCUGGAUGAUGUUACCCUUCCUCGCCUUAAGGCCUUCAUACCUCAGCUCCUGUCACGGCUGCACAUCGAAGCCCUUCUCCAUGGAAACAUAACAAAGCAGGCUGCCCUAGGAAUUAUGCAGAUGGUUGAAGACACCCUCAUUGAACAUGCUCAUACAAAACCUCUCCUUCCAAGUCAGCUGGUUCGGUAUAGAGAAGUUCAGCUCCCUGACAGAGGAUGGUUUGUGUAUCAGCAGAGGAAUGAAGUUCACAAUAACUGUGGCAUCGAGAUAUACUACCAGACAGACAUGCAGAGCACCUCAGAGAAUAUGUUUCUAGAGCUCUUCUGUCAGAUCAUCUCUGAACCUUGCUUCAACACCCUGCGCACCAAGGAGCAGCUGGGCUAUAUUGUCUUCAGCGGGCCGCGUCGAGCCAACGGCAUACAGGGCUUACGAUUCAUCAUCCAGUCAGAAAAGCCACCUCACUACCUAGAAAGUAGAGUGGAAGCUUUCCUAAUCACCAUGGAGAAGUCCAUAGAGGACAUGACAGAAGAGGCUUUUCAAAAACACAUUCAAGCAUUAGCAAUUCGUCGACUAGACAAACCAAAGAAACUGUCUGCAGAGUGUGCUAAAUAUUGGGGGGAAAUCAUCUCCCAGCAAUACAAUUUUGACAGAGACAAUACAGAAGUUGCAUAUUUAAAGACACUUACCAAGGAAGAUAUCAUCAAAUUCUACAAGGAAAUGUUGGCAGUAGAUGCCCCUAGGAGACAUAAGGUAUCAGUCCAUGUUCUUGCCAGAGAAAUGGAUUCUUGUCCUGUGGUCGGAGAGUUCCCGUGUCAAAAUGAUAUAAAUCUGUCACAAGCACCAGCCUUGCCACAACCUGAAGUGAUUCAGAACAUGACUGAAUUCAAGCGAGGUUUGCCACUGUUUCCCCUUGUGAAACCACAUAUUAACUUCAUGGCUGCAAAACUCUGA